GCCCCCAGGGCUUGCCGAGCUUAGAUAAUUUUAUUCUGUGAUGACCAGGUCAUGUUGAGUGGCUGGUGUAAAUUUGGUGAGAUUCUAAGGGGUCCGUUUUUAUCAUUUUUAUCGAAUAUGAAUUUGGAAUCUGAAUUUGAAUUUGAAGCUAAGUAUAUAAACGUACGGCGACGAGGGUGAAGGCGCUGCAGAUUUUUACUAAAAAACGGAAAAGAUCUGCAUAAAAUGAACGCCAUUAAGCCCUGCAGCGAAGAGGAGGGUAUGUCCAAUGGUGUCAACAGCGGGCCGGAGGAGGACGAUCCAGUGGAUCAGGAGAGGCAGGAGAGGGAACACUUCCAAAGGGUCAUCAAUGCCUUCAAAUAUUACAGGGUGCACUUCCUGGGUAAGAUUGAGAAGAACGAGACGUUCAUGUCUCUGAUGACGACUCGGCAGCGCGAGCUCCUCACCGACUACGCCGAGCACCUGCGCCAGCUGCGCGUCUGCGUCGAGCACAACCACGAGAUCAUCAAACUGAUCCUGCAGGACGUGGGUGUCAUGUUCGAGAACAGCCGACACGACGAACAGGAGUUCCGGGGCCUGUCCCGUCCGAAUCUCUCCGAGAUGGAGAAGGUGAGCUCCGUACUACGUCAGGUGGUGCGCGACUGGAGCGUCGAGGGCGAGGCCGAGCGGCGUCAGUGCUACCAGCCGAUCGUCGACGAGAUCCAGAGGAGGUUCCCGCCCACCGGAGACACCCCCCUGAGCAGUAUCCAGGUGCUCGUCCCGGGUGCCGGCCUCGGCAGGCUGGCCUUCGAGAUCGCCAAGCUCGGAUACGCCUGCCAGGGUAACGAGUUCGCCCUCUUCAUGCUGUUCGCCUCCAACUUUGUGCUGAACCGGUGUCGGGGUACGCACCUGUACCGGCUGCACCCGUGGUGUACCACCCACGCCAACCACCUGUCUCCCGAGCACCAGGCAGCGGCCGUCACCUUCCCCGACACGGACCCCUCGCAGAUGCCGGCCGACGCUCUCUUCUCGAUGGCUGCCGGAGACUUUCUGGAGGUGUACACAGAGCCGGCCCAGUGGCACUGUGUGGCCACCUGUUUCUUCAUUGACUGCGCCAGCAACAUCGUACAGUUCAUCGAGACCAUCUACAGCAUCUUGCGGCCCGGUGGCGUGUGGAUCAACAUGGGCCCGCUGCUCUACCACUACUCUGAUAUGCCCAGUGAGGAGAGCAUUGAACCCACCUACCAGCACCUGCGGAAAAUCAUCACGGCCGUCGGCUUUACGUUCGAGAAAGAGGAGCAGGGUGUGCAGACGGCCUACUGCCAGAACCAGGACAGUAUGCUCCACUGGAGCUACAACUCAGUCUUCUUUGUCUGCAAAAAGCCGAGCUGAGGGGCGCCGGUCGCGGUAGCGCCUCCCGAUUGUGUGCGUGUGUGUACCUGCCGCCUACUCCGCGUUUGACCCCGCCCCGCCGCCGCUGCCGGGUUGUACUCGCUGGUCUGAGCACAGGCUGCUGUGUACUCGGACUGGACCUGAAUCUAUACCUCAGGCCACGACCCCGGCGCUCGCGUGUGACAGCGCCGGCGCCCAGUACGGGGUCUGACCGAACACAAUGUGAUAUCUCAGCGCAGAUCCGACUGGCCCGAAAGUCAUUUGGAAUCGUUUUACCUUUUGUAUCCUAGCGUGUUUUGAGCAGCUGGGGCUCUGAGCGCCAGAAGUGGUUAGUCGGCCCAUCGCCGACCGUGUAUAGGACAAAACUGUGGAGAAUGUAUCUCCUAUAUUGGGAGAAAUAAAUCGCAAUGAAAUGUU
Amphibalanus amphitrite is the source of this 1788-nucleotide messenger RNA. Its product is annotated as carnosine N-methyltransferase-like. Gene Ontology annotation, molecular function: S-adenosylmethionine-dependent methyltransferase activity. The transcript has 9 exons. The coding region runs from base 226 to 1371 and encodes 381 amino acids. NCBI's taxonomy places the organism in Eukaryota, Metazoa, Arthropoda, Thecostraca, Balanomorpha, Balanidae. The record is from RefSeq and is a predicted model, not a curated record.